UCUGACUUUUCGUCUUUUCUUCCGCAUAUGGAGUACACUUAAGAGUUAAGUCUAUAUAUUACUAACUACUUUCCUUAGCCCUUUCCAAUCUCACAGUGUGUUACUGUGCACUGACAUUAGAAAUGGGCACCGUCACAUUCUCUGCUUCCUUUUUGCUAUCAAAUUUCUUGCUAUUUUUGUUCUUGUACAAUGAAGUGGCUUUUGGUAAUGAGGUUGUUGAGUCCAAUAGGGAAACAUUGGAAAUUAUCAUAGGUGGUGGAGGUGGUGGCUAUAAUCCUUUUCCCAUUCUUGAAUGCCCUCCUCCUCCUCCUGAACCCAUUUGCCCUCCACCACCUUCUCCACCGCCACCGCCACCGCCAUCGCCACCGCCACCGCCAUCGCCACCUCCACCACCUCCUCCUUCGCCACCGCCCCCUCCUCCCCCAUCGCCUCCACCGCCUCCACCGCCACCGCGUCCUGACCCCUACUCGAGAUUAAACGCGGCCAACAUAGUACUUCAACGCUUCAAAAAUAGAGUCAAGGAUGACAAAGGCUGUACAAAAAACUGGAAGGGCAAGGACCUAAAAGUAUGCAACUUCACUGGCAUCGCCUGUGCCAAUUAUCCAAUAUUGGACAAGAAACUAGCGGUUGCUGGAAUAGACUUCAAUGGGUGUGGGCUCUAUGGUGACAAAAAAAACCUUCUACUCUCUGAUUUCGUUGAAGAGUUAAAAGAACUAACAUUCUUCCACGCAAACUCCAACAAUUUCACCGGUGUCAUCCCAAAAGAUAUAACCAAAAAUCCGUUCUUCUACGAGCUGGACCUUAGUAACAACCAGUUAACUGGCAGUUUCCCAUAUGAAGUUCUUGCUGCCACAAAUUUAACAUUCUUGGACCUCCGGUUUAACAAUUUCCAGGACAAGGUUCCACCUCAAGUGUUCAACUUAGACUUGGACGUACUGUUCAUCAACAACAACAAAUUUUACGAUACUCUUCCUAGUAAUCUUGGCAACACGCCAGCCCUUUAUCUCACUGUCGCCAACAACUUGUUCAAUGGGCCAAUCCCACAAAGCAUUGGCAAUGCUAAAGACACUCUGGUUGAGGUGCUCUUCUUAGGCAACAGACUCAGUGGGUGCUUGCCAUAUGAAAUUGGGUUUCUGAAAAAGGCCACAGUUUUCGAUGUGAGCUUCAACUAUCUAUCGGGUCCAAUACCACUCUCAUUUCAGUGUUUGUCCAAAACAGAGCUGCUUAUCUUGGCUCAAAACCAGUUCUAUGGGGAGGUUCCUGAGGCUGUUUGCAAGCUGCCUAAUUUGUCAAACUUCUCCUUAUCAUACAACUACUUCACUCAGGUUGGUCCUAUAUGCAGGAAAUUGAUCGACAAAAAGAUACUUGAUGUAAGGAUGAAUUGCAUUCUAGGCCUUUUUUAUCAGAGAUCAGAGGAAGAAUGUGCUGUAUUUUUCUCUAAGUACAAGUACCACGCUUGCCCCAAUCCGCUGUCCUUGAAGAAAGUUCCAUGUGCUACAAAUAAUCAUUAUUCAGGUUCACUUGAUGCCUCUGAUAAUCAACCGAUUGCUGUAGCUCCUUCACCAAGAUCCUAUGAUACUCUUAUACCGCAUAGGUUGUGAUUUUCCUCCUCUAAAUUGAUUUAGUAAGGUAGAGUCAUGAAGGGCCUGUGUAUUAUAUUUGCAUAUGUUUGUUAUUCUCUAAAUAUUUGUUAAAGUUAUAAAUAAGCAAUGGGCAUCUUGAUCACCUGAUCAGAUGCUAAUUGAUGUAGCUAGUGUAGCACUGAAUAUCGUCGAUCAUAAAUUGGAUUCAUCACAUUGUGUUCAAGAGGCUGUUUCAAUGCGUAUUGCUUAUUUCAUACUUUGCUUA
Quercus lobata is the source of this 1848-nucleotide messenger RNA. RefSeq names its product leucine-rich repeat extensin-like protein 3. The record is from RefSeq and is a predicted model, not a curated record. Lineage: Eukaryota; Viridiplantae; Streptophyta; Magnoliopsida; Fagales; Fagaceae. Bases 123 to 1601 code for a protein of 492 amino acids. Gene Ontology annotation, molecular function: protein binding. The transcript has a single exon.